Messenger RNA from Recurvomyces mirabilis, 1194 nucleotides. RefSeq lists its product as uncharacterized. The transcript is spliced from 2 exons. Bases 1 to 1194 code for a protein of 397 amino acids. The record is from RefSeq and is a predicted model, not a curated record. Lineage: Eukaryota; Fungi; Ascomycota; Dothideomycetes; Mycosphaerellales; Teratosphaeriaceae.
AUGCCCAACUACCGACACGUAGUGCUACCAACGAUCGAGGAAAGCCCAAUGAUGUCUCCAAGGGCUCCAUGGGUAUGCCCUCCAAAGACGCCAUACCCCUACGAACCUAUCAGAACUCGUGCAUCGACGCCACCAGGCGGCGACGAAAGUGCAGCUAUGCUGUUAGACCAAUCCCCUGAUUCUACGGAGAGUGAUUACAGCGAUUGUUAUCCUGAACUGCUAGCGUUGUCACCGUCGACACCAGCUUUGGCAGCGGUCCACACAGCAUAUGAUCGCGCUUACGAUACUAUCGCAAUUCCGCACCAGAAUUCCGCUAGACGUUACGAGUCUGGUAGUGGCCCUGAUAGAGCGAACGACGAAGGAUGCCAGCAUCAAAUAUUCGAGUCGGAUGGCCUCGUUUCGCCCCGCUAUAAGGAGUCUGGUUCCGAAGUCACGAGCGCCUACAACCCUAGCUCCAUCGGCCAAUGGUCUGAAGACGAUUUUUGGCAAGUCGAGACGAUGUCAAUGCCUGACCAUACAGGCGAGGCUACCAUCGCCGAAGAUGAUCUGCAGCAGCUGAUCGAGUUCAAUGCCGAUGUAGCUGGCCAAGGCCAUAGGGGGCGUCCUUGGUUCGAGUCUGUGUCUGUCGUAGGCAGUGAAACAAGCGAGGAGGAUUGGAUGAGCGGAUCGCAUCACAAUACAACAGCUAAAGAUGCAUACGCCGAAAACUUAUUCCAGAAAGCCAGAUUCGCUAGGAACAAUUCUGACGCUGGGAACCUUUCUCAACAGUCUGGCACCCCACUGUCUCUCAAGACGCUCGCAGAUGCUGCUAGGCAGUUACAAGAAACCGAGCCACCUCAGUUAGUUAGAUCAGUAUCACCCUAUCCUUGCAAUUCCACGACAGGGAAGCGUAUCAGAUCGCGCUCGCCGGAAGGAAUGCCUGCUGCAAAGGCUCGAUGCCGAGAACUGCCUCACCUUGUCACAGACAUAGGUCAAAAUCUCACCCUAGUCCGUGGGCCAACUCCAGUCUCACCAGCCCGCUGCUUUACCGAUAUUGCAGCGGAAAAGACUACAGGUGAGGGAAAGAUGUACAAGGUGAUCUGGCGAGAGUCCUGGGUUCAUGAGUCAAAACUCCCGUCACUCAGUCCUGUCCGACAGCACCACAUCCAGCGCUUUGGGUGCGGCUGGCAAGUGCAUCCCUACGAGUCCAGAUAG